Messenger RNA from Protopolystoma xenopodis, 291 nucleotides. The record is from the annotation of a GenBank genome assembly. NCBI's taxonomy places the organism in Eukaryota, Metazoa, Platyhelminthes, Monogenea, Polystomatidea, Polystomatidae.
AUGACCAAUCAUAUCUCAUCCUUUGGGGACACCGUCCUAGCGUUGACUAAAUGCGGCCAGGUGUUUGCUUGGGGUAACAAUGAAUACGGCCAGAUAUGGCCAGUAGAUGAAAUCCAGGUGGCUAGUCCGACCUUGCUACCUGUCCAUGAUGCCUAUCAAAUUCCUGAGGAAUGCCGUUUGGAAGACCGAUGUGGAUCAAAUGAAUUUCGGCCUGGCCGGAUUUCGUCCGUAGCUGCUGCUGGUUCAAUGUGUGGCCUUCUUGAUGAAUUUGGCCAGGUCAGGUGUCGUUAA